Molecule: messenger RNA, 378 nt
Organism: Necator americanus (New World hookworm)
Lineage: Eukaryota; Metazoa; Nematoda; Chromadorea; Rhabditida; Ancylostomatidae
Exons: 4
Coding region: 1-378 (125 amino acids)
Source: RefSeq, a predicted model, not a curated record
AUGUACGCAAAGAUCUGUGUUCUUGCUCUGCUUGUUGCCGUUGCUUUGGCGCAAACGCCUCCAGCUCCAUCUGAAUGCCAGAUUUGUGAACACUUGAUCGGUCAAGCUAGACAUCACUUCAAUAACAACGUUACCAAUGAGAAGGCACUACAGCAAGAACUGCUCAAGGAAUGUCAACAUCUUCCACCGAAUGAAGGCACAUCAGCCGAAAAAACUUGCAUCGAUAUGGUGAACAACAACAUCGACAAGAUUUUCUCAGACAUCCAAGCCGGUGAUCGCGAUGGCCAAACAUGCUUCGACAUCGGUGCCUGUACCAGCAUCCCAACCUUCCAAACUCGCAUCCCUCACACAAGAAUAACGAGGGCUAAUCGCAAAUAG